AUGAAGAAAUCUUUCAAAGUCCUCAUCUGCGGCGGCGGCGUGUCCGGCCUAAGCCUUGCCCUGAUGCUUGAGAGGCUCGAGAUCGACUACCUGGUGCUCGAGGCGAUCCUCGAUCAACUUGGGGUGUACGAUUCAUUCAAGGAACAGUACGACCAGGGACCGGUCUCGGAUGCCAAGUUCUUUUCGCCUGAGGGGCAAGUGCUUGGGACUGUUGAAAUGAAUGAUCUACUUCGCUGCUUCUUCGUCAGGAUCGGAUAUCCGAUGAUCUUCCUCUCGCGGCGCUCUUGUAUGGAGACCUUGUACAAGCACAUCAAACACAAGGACAGGAUCCUGGUGAAUAAACGCGUUGCCAAGAUUGUCAGAGCUACUUCCAUGGUAGAGGUCAUGACCGAGGACGGGACCGUCUAUAGUGGAGACGUCCUGGCCGGAGGUGAUGGCAUCCACAGCGCCGUGAGGAAGGAGAUGUGGCGGCUGGGUGCAGAACUGAAACCGGGGUACUUUCCUGAGGACGAGUGGUCAUCCGUGCCAUGUUUCCAGACGGCCAUCUUCGGCAUCAGUACCCCGCCGCCCAAAGUCAAGGUGCACGCAGGAAUGAUGACUUACAACAACGGGUUCAUUCUCUCCGUCCUUCCCGGAGUCGACAACCGGCUGUAUUGGUUCUUCUUCUUGAACCUAGAACAGCCGGCUUACGGAAAGGACGCCCCCCGGUUCACCAAAGACGAUGAGGCUCGCGUCGUUAGGGAACAUUCCGACGAACCGGUGAUGCCGGGUCUGAAUCUAGGUGAUCUGUACUGCAGGUCCGAAGUCACAGUCGUGACAGCUCUGCAGGAUCACGUAUUCAAGAAGUGGCAUGUCCAGAGGAUCAUCACGUUCGGCGACGCGGCACACAAGUUCAACCCAGAGACGGGCCAAGGCGCAAACUCGGCCAUCGAAACAGCUGCUUCGAUCGCAAAUGAGCUGUCCCGGUUGCCCUCUAGGCCGCUCAAGGUUGCGAUUUCGAAAACGGUGACGGCUUCGACGGCUCUCUUGCUGGCCACAAUGGUGCUCCAUUUGACUCGAGUCAAGGGAUGGGGAACAUGGCCCGGACCGACAGCCAUUAUUCCGUCUUCUUGGGUUUCCGAGGCAGUGGGCUCUGAUUCGACAAUGGCAUUGAUCUACCAUGUCUUGGUCUACGGGGCCAUUUUCUUCACGUGGACUCUGGACGGCCAACGUCUUGGCAACGGAAGCAGCAUAUCUCGCUGGUAA
This is a messenger RNA of Diaporthe citri, 1245 nucleotides long. RefSeq lists its product as uncharacterized. The record is from RefSeq and is a predicted model, not a curated record. The coding region runs from base 1 to 1245 and encodes 414 amino acids. NCBI's taxonomy places the organism in Eukaryota, Fungi, Ascomycota, Sordariomycetes, Diaporthales, Diaporthaceae. The transcript is spliced from 5 exons. Gene Ontology annotation, molecular function: FAD binding.